Molecule: messenger RNA, 1860 nt
Organism: Prosopis cineraria
Lineage: Eukaryota; Viridiplantae; Streptophyta; Magnoliopsida; Fabales; Fabaceae
Exons: 1
Coding region: 1-1860 (619 amino acids)
Source: RefSeq, a predicted model, not a curated record
AUGCACCACGAGAAUUAUGAUCCUUGCUUCCCCGACCAACCCGUGGUCCACCAAUACCUCCCUGUCUGGGCCAACCUGCCGUCCUUCCGCUCCAAGCCGGCCUUCAUUUGGUCCGAUGGAAUCUCCACCCCCACCACUCUCCUCACCUAUUCUCAACUUCAUGCCUCAGCGAAUCUCAUUUCCUCUAAGCUCCUCAUUCCUCUACAGAGACGCGACACUGUCAUCAUCCUGUGCCCUCCGGGACUCCAAUUAGUGAAGGUCGUCUUUGCGUGUCAAAGGGCUGGCCUUCUUAGCGUUCCCAUCACCCCCCCUCAUCCUUCUUUUGCUCGUCACAAUUAUCACCAUCUUAUCAGGGUCCUUUCCCACACAAAACCCAAAGCUGCCAUUGCUCUGCCUGACUACAUCUCCAGUGUUGAGAGCUACGUGUCUUCUUCUUCCCCCCACAAGGAUGAGAACCUGGCUCGCAUGUUACAAAAAAUACGUUGGAUCUCUGUACACGACGAUGACGACACCAAAGAUGCUAAUGGCAAGAUUUUAAACAACCGCGCUGAUUCUACGGCAUAUGAUGGUUGUGGGGCGAAUGAGGUGUAUUUGGUUCAGUACACUUCGGGUGCCACCGGGAUUCCGAAACCCGUGCUUAUGACUGCUGGCUCGGCUGCUCACAACGUUAGGACGGCGAGGGCUGCCUAUGAUCUUCAUCCGAACAGCAUCAUCGUUUCGUGGUUGCCUCAAUACCAUGAUUGUGGUCUCAUGUUUCUGUUAUUGACCGUCGUAUCCGGUGCCACAUGCGUCCUCACCUCCCCAACCGCUUUCGUCAACCGUCCAAGACUCUGGCUUGAAUUGAUGUCGGAGUUCAAGGCCACGUGCACUCCCGUUCCGACAUUCGCGCUGCCCCUCGUCAUCAAGCGAGGUGGGCCACAGCAGGGAACCAUUCCCAUAAAUCUUUCCCACUUAAGGAACCUUAUACUCAUCAACGAGUCAAUCUACAGAGAUUUAGUUGAAGAAUUUGCCCAUGUUUUUAUUCCAUUUGGAUUGAACCCAUCCUCCAUCUCUCCUUCCUACGGGUUAGCGGAGAAUGGUACUUUUGUUUCCACUGCUUGGAGGGUCAAUGAUAGGUACUCUAGCUUUCCAGGGCUUCCGACUCACAGGAAGCUUCUGCCAGUCGCAAGGCUCUCUGAUAAUCCAUCUCAAGAGGACAUGGACAUUGUGGUUGUAAACGAGGAAAGCGGUGAACCGGUCGAGGACGGGAUCGAAGGAGAAAUAUGGGUGUCAUCACCAAGCAAUGCAUCUGGCUACCUCGGACAUCCUUCCUUAACAAGAGAGGUAUUUCACGCGAGACCGGGAAACACAGUUAGAAGGUGUUUUGUUCGAACAGGAGACACGGGCGUUGUUAAAGGGGAGCUGAGGUUUCUGUUCGUGACCGGUCGGUGCCAUGACGUUAUUGAGGUCGAAGGUGGUCGGAGGAUCCAUCCUCACUACAUCGAGACAGCGGCAUACAAGGCGUGUCGGGAGUAUCUGAGAGGAGGUUGUAUUGCAGCAUUUCAGAUGUGGAAGACGAUAGCAGUGGUGGCAGAGAUGCAGAGGAUUGAAAAGGACAGUGGGGUAUUGAGGAGAAUUUGUGAAGAGAUGAGAGAAGGUGUGGCGAAAGAAGAGAUGGUUGAGGUGGGAUUGGUGGCUCUGGUGAAGAGUGAGAGUGUUCCAAAAACAACAUCAGGGAAGGUAAGGAGAUGGGCGGCAAAGGAGAGGUUCAUGGCGGGCAAAAUGACAGUUAUGGUGGACGUUGCAUUCGGAAAUGCAACCCAUGGAGGUGCCCGAGAGAUAAAACCACCAACUCCUGUGUCAUUCAUCUCUCUUCUUUGA